UUGGACGCAGGUCAUAUAUGUGUGCGUACUGUACGCGGUGGAGGACGUCGCUCGGUGUAUCCAUAAAAGGGGGGCGAUGAAUAAUGUUUAGACACUAGUUCGUUAUGCGCCUCGGACUCCUCGGACCAGCCAGGCGUCCCCGUCGCGAGCCGGGUCAACGUGUGCUAGACUGAAACAGUUAUUUUAGUUGUGGUUGUCCCCCCGGCGUCGUUUAGUGCGGCAGAAGCACGAGCGCCUUUUUACCUCGUGGGAAUACUCCGUGUCAUUUUUUUGUUUUUGUUUGUUUCUAUACCGUAUUACGACCGAGGGAGGCCGUGAGACGUUACGACAUGACCGUGGGAACCGAGUAGAAGUUUUUUUUUUUUGGUCUCUCUCUCUCUCUCUCUCUCUCUCGGGAACCUAAAGAAAACACCUGACUCUCCGUCUCUCCGUCCGUGCGCGCCCCCGCCCCCUCCCCUCUUCGCCGGCAUGACCCUCGGCGCGGUGUCCGGAUCCGACGGCUCGUCGGCGGUCAGCGUCUGCUCGUGCUGCGGGGCCAAGAUGGUGCCCUGCUUCGGCGACGACGCGGCGGUGUCCAAAAAUCAGAUCAACCAGCUUAUCAGUGAGAGUUUCCUCACCGUAAAAGGCGCGGCCCUGUUCCUUCCCAGGGGGAACAGCCCCACGCCGAACUCUGCACCUCACAUGAACCAACGCAGGAACAAGCACACAGGUGACCUCCAGCAACAUCUUCAGACCAUGUUCACUGUGCUGCGGUCGGAGGACACCAUCCGACUGGCUGUGCGUCUGGAGAGCGCCUACCCUCAGGUAACCCGCUACAUGGUGGUGGUCUCCACCAAUGGAAGGCAGGACACGGAGGAGAGCAUCGUGCUCGGAGUGGACUUUGUCUCCUCUGAUAGCUGCACAGUGGGUCUGGUUCUGCCUCUCUGGAGUGACACUUUGAUCCACCUGGAUGGAGACGGUGGUUUUAGUGUUUCGACGGUGAACAGGGUUCAUGUUUUCAAGCCAGUUUCGGUCCAGGCCAUGUGGUCAGCCCUCCAGUCGCUCCACAAAGCGUGCGAUGUGGCCCGCUGCCACAACCACUACCCGGGCAGCCUGUUCCUGACCUGGGUCAGCUACUACCAGAGCAGGGUCUCGUCCAACCAGGUCUGCGUCAACGAGUGGAACGCCAUGCAGGACGUCGAGUCGCACCGUGCCAAUUCACCCGUUCUCUUCACAGACCUGCCCACAGAGAGGGAGCGCACAGAGAGGCUGAUCAAGAUGCGCCUCAGAGAGAUCAUGAUGCAGAAAGACCUGGAGAACGUCACCUGUAAGGAGAUCCGAACGGAGCUGGAGAUGCAGAUGGUUUGUAACCUGAGGGAGUUUAAGGAGUUCAUAGACAACGAGAUGAUCCUCAUCCUGGGGCAGAUGGACAGCCCCACCGAAAUCUUUGAACACGUCUAUCUGGGCUCUGAGUGGAAUGCCUCGAAUCUGGAGGAGCUGCAGAACAGCGGAGUGCUCUACAUCCUGAACGUGACCAGGGAGAUAGACAACUUCUUCCCGGAGAUGUUUCAGUACCACAACAUCCGAGUGUACGACGAAGAGGCCACCAACCUGCUGGAGUACUGGAACGAGACCUUCAAGUUCAUCACCAAAGCCAAGAAAGCUGGUGCCAAGUGUCUGGUUCACUGUAAAAUGGGUGUGAGUCGCUCCGCCUCCACGGUGAUCGCCUACGCCAUGAAGGAGUACGGCUGGGACCUGGACACGGCCUUUGACCACGUCAAAGAGAGACGGGCCGUCACCAAGCCAAACCCUUCCUUCAUGAAACAGCUGGAGGAGUAUCAGGGGAUUCUGCUGGCCAGCAAACAGAGGCAUAAUAAGCUGUGGCGCUCGCACUCUGACGGUGACCUGUCGGAUCGCCCGGAGUCCAUGUGCAAAGCCUCGUCUCGCUCUCUGGGCCGCUCCAACUCUCACAACAACAACAGCACGUCCUCCCCCUCCUUGCAUCACUUCCUGGGUGUGGCCGUGCUGCACGCCCUCGGUGCUGGGCCCGAAGACUCUGCCGAGGCGAACGGCUCGCACGCGGACUCCGACUCGCACGCGGACUCCGACGGUGUGUGUGACUCUCCGGAUCCGGAGGAGGUCGGAUCGGGUUGCGGAGACCCCCGCCUGCUUCCCCUCCCCAGACCCCGAGCAGCCACCGUCGUCCCCGAGGAGAGGCUGGACAAUUCAACCAGCGUGGCUGUCACUGUGCCUGCUGCUUUAACCCACCCUCCACCAUCACUCCACAUCUUGCCCCCCACUCCAGAACUCCAUCGUGCCCACCGGGCCCCUCCCACACAUCUGUCCAUCUCAGUGCCCAAACCGUUGGAACUGUCACUGAAUUUGCCUGAGCGAAGCAGCUCAGAAGAAACCUCUACUCUCACUCUGGGCUCCGCUGACUCGGACAUACUAGACCAAUCGUUAUCGGACGUUACAAGUGACAAACGGAGCCCCCUCAGCCCUGCGAACAUCACCACCCUCUCCCUGGCUCUUCCACUCGCCGCCAGCGACAACAACAACAACCCCAGCGAGCUGCAGAUCGGGCGCGGCGAGGCCGACGGCUCGUCCAACCACAGCGCCGACAGCAUCGACUUCUUCAGCGCCAGGGAGAAGUUUCUGGGCCUGGCCCAAGAUGGCGGGUCCCGGACACUUUCUGAGCAGGCACAGCAAAGGGCACCUCUGUCGGAAAACGAAGAGGAAGAGGAGGAAAGCUAUGCGAGUAGUCAGGCGUCUCCGCAGUCUGAUGACGGCGUCGACAAAGCCAGCCCUGACCGCACCCCUCACGACAACGGCAUAUCAGUCCGCCAUAUUGUCACAGAGAUUGAAGCCAUAUGCCACCCUGCCUCCUGCCUCCCCGCCCCCCCCUCUUCGUCCCUCCCCGCGUCCUCCCACAGCCCUCAGCUCAUCCGAUCGGAUCACCAGACGGAGGCCGAGGCCCCCGAAGCCACGCACGGCUCUCUAACGCCACCCUCCCACCCGCAGUCUCCCUCCAUGCUGCCGUGCGACUGGCCGGCGGGCUCGGUGCGGCGAGCCGCCGAGCAGCUGGAGCAGAAGCUGAAGCAGGAAAUGGAGACGGCGGCGCCUCAGCGGUCGCCGCUGCAUUCCCCCAGCGGCGAGCAGCCUCCGGUCAGACUGUGCCCGUGUCCCCCGAGCACUGAACAUCCUCCCCUCGACUCGCCUCAGGACUGCACGGAACAAUGGAUCACUCGGGGAGAGGUCGCGGCCGACUCUGCCAAAUCCAAAGACGAAGAAAAGCACACGGGGUCACAGGCAGAGCGCGGCUCCUCAGGGACGGACAACCUUCCAGACCCUUCAUGCUCCCCCGACUCAAAUAUCAGCCGAGUCUCUGGUGCUAUACCCAUCGUUGUGCCCACUCCCAUAGACGGUCAUAUGCUCACGUCAUCACUGGCCUCUAGUCUGUUGGAAGAAGCAUCUCUAGAUACCUCAGCCCAGUCCCAAAGACGAAGCCAAAUCCAGCCACUUCAGACCCAGGACGCCUCACACCAGAUGACUCUGGAGGGGGCGACAGCGCAAGAGUCCGACACAGACGAGCGGAUGGAAUCCAGCUCUCAGGGCGGGCGGGGGGGCUGCGGCCCCAGCUGUGACGCCGAGAGCAGGCUGGCUCGCGGCAGCCAGGAGCUGGAGAGGAUUCAGCAGACACUCAGAGAGCUGCAGGCCUUCCUCCACGAGGGCGUCGGCCUGGAGAUGACGGACAGCCAAGACCAGGGACCGGGGCAACCUCAGGGGCUGAGAGACGUCAUGGACACGGAGCCGGAACCUUGUAAAGGGUCCAGUUCUGAGCAGACCCCUCAAGGCCUGGAAGUAGGGCAUCGGCGGCGAGAGAGACAAGAGGGCCAGAGUUUCCUGGAGCCCAUCGUGUGGCACAGAGCCAUGGAGCUUGAGGCCCGCAUCCGCCAUGCCGGCCUCACCCCCCCUUCCCUCAUGAAGAGGUCGGCCUCCUUAGCGAAACUGGACUGUCUGGAGCUGUCGGCCAAUGACCUCAGCGACUUGGACCUGAGGACACACACCAGGGCGACGUCGUCACAUUCCCAGGACUCCUUCUCCGCGUCCACAUCUCACCCCGACGACACCUGGAAGAAGCAGAAAGUGUUGGCUCGCAGCACUCCUGUCGAGCGGACCGGCUUGUCCCGCGGGGAGUUUGCCUCGUCAUCCUCGUCACCCUCCCUCUCCCACUGUAGUCCCAAAGACGACACGGGGGAGAGGGAGGAGCCGGACGGCGGCGGUAGCGGCGCGGUCGCCCCGGCGCGUCAGCAGGGGCCCAGGGGACACUCGGCGAGACGAUCUCGCAAAGGCUCCGCUGAGAAGAAGCAGCGAGCUGUCACCGUGCUAUACAAUACCAUGUAACCUCAGCGCAACGGACUGGAGCGGGCGCCACUGGAGCCGUGCAGAUGUGCGAGCGGGGCCGCGUGAUGCGUAUGAAUGUGUAGCAGGAAAACUGGAGACCUCGUGUAACCUCCCGACGUUCGUGUAAGAAUUGAACUACACACAUUUUGUUUGCAUGUGAACCACUGGAUGUGUUAUUUCAACAGGAGUUCAGGUUUGUAUGUACAGUAAUGAAAUCUGAAUGUGCAAAUGAAGACUGAACCAGUGCAUACUUUAUGUACUCCCUCUCUCUCUCUUUUUUAAGACGCGUUUGUUUUCAGUGUUUGACCCUCACUGCCUGUUCAGAGUUUGUACAACAACGAGAGGGGCUUUUUCUCCAAACAUGCACUUUACUGUUUCAAUGAUUUGAACUCUGUUUCUUACAACGAGGAGGAUUAUUUUUGCACUGAUCUCGGUCGACCAGUCUUUGUAUGCGUGUUUUUUUUGGGGGGGGGUUUUGUUGUUGUUUGUUGUUGUUGUGCACAGACGUGUCUGUCUUCAGAUUUUAAUUGAACCAGGACAAAAGCUGAUACCUUGUUUUGUUUUUUUAUUCUAUGCUUCAGCAGUAAAUAAACAUGUUGAGUUUGUUUUGA
This is a messenger RNA of Cyclopterus lumpus (lumpfish), 4994 nucleotides long. RefSeq names its product slingshot protein phosphatase 2a (gene ssh2a). The record is from RefSeq and is a predicted model, not a curated record. Gene Ontology annotation, molecular function: protein tyrosine/serine/threonine phosphatase activity; actin binding. The coding region runs from base 469 to 4383 and encodes 1304 amino acids. Gene Ontology annotation, cellular component: cytoplasm. Gene Ontology annotation, biological process: negative regulation of actin filament polymerization; actin cytoskeleton organization; protein dephosphorylation. The transcript is spliced from 14 exons. Lineage: Eukaryota; Metazoa; Chordata; Actinopteri; Perciformes; Cyclopteridae.